This is a messenger RNA of Caenorhabditis sp. 36 PRJEB53466, 1137 nucleotides long. Lineage: Eukaryota; Metazoa; Nematoda; Chromadorea; Rhabditida; Rhabditidae. The record is from the annotation of a GenBank genome assembly.
AUGCAGCACGAUUUCCACCUGAACGUCUUUGCAUGAUCUGCCUUCAUCACCUCAUUCCACAUGUUUUCAGAUACCGUACCGUCAGCAGGCUGUGACCAGAAACCACCGUAACUACCAGGGAAUCCCUCAAACACGCGUUCCUCAUGGUUGCCACGUCUUCUGUUUGGAAUGCCUGGCCAGAGUGUUUCUCGGGUCUCCGGCCUUCCAGCUGUAUCUCCUCGUCGCUUGGUGCAUCGGACUAUGGGGGCUCAUGAGUCUUCAGAAGCCACAUCCUACUAAAGAAGAAGAGAGUUGGUUUUCCAUUCUGCUGAACAGAAAACCUGCGCACUUUCAGAAGAAGACUUUUUGCUGGUCGCUCUCUUUUCCAUCUACCUGCUAUCUCAGGUCUCCGGUCUGUUAGCAGUUAUCUUCAAAGCACAGAUGCUCUUUGUUCCCUAUGCCGUCAUUCUGGUAAGAUUCCCGAUUGUGUCCGCUGCUCACUUACGGUUCAGGCAGUCGUCACAAUCGCCAAUAUCAUCGUCUUCUGCAACUCUUCUUACGUUCAAAUUGCAGGGCUUCUCAGACUCGCAGGUUUAAUGAAUUUAAAUCUAAAUUCAACAUUGCACAAUUCAUUUUGUUCAGACGCACCGAAACUCAUUUUCGAAACCAAGUACGUGCCUGUUCUGAUCGUUUCCUGCGCUUUUCUCGUUUACAACUUGCUCUGUUUCGCCUCAAUGACACACGUCGGCAUGAACUUCGAAACAAAGCGAGUGAGUCCUCAGUUAACUGCUUCCGAAAGUGAAUCACAUUCAGAUUCUGGCCGAGCAACGACGCCGAGAUAUAAUUGCUCACAACGCGAGAAUCUACGAACGCCUUGUCAGAUUGAGCACUUCGGAGCAGCCGGUGACUGCGAUUAACGUGGACAGUCCUCCGAAGUACUCGGUCAGUCGGCAUCCGCUUUACUUUUAAUUUGUCCAGUUACAGAGUCUGAAACCAGCUACUGAUGACACUCCGCCGCCUGGUUAUACUCAUUGUAUGGUUUCCACGGAAUCAGAAGAAGGUGGAGCGAACGAACAGGACGAAAAGGAAGGAAUUGAGGGAGAAGGGAAGAAAGGAACCUUCCGCAGGGCUCUCUUCCAAGAUCCAUCACCUGUCUAA